ACAAUGGGAUCUAUUGAGAGGCCGCGGCACAAAGCGCAGCGCCCGAGCCAGGGCGAUUCCAGCCCGCAUUGUUGUCCCAGCUGUCUUCCCGGGGGAGGAGGAGGGGACAGAGGAGGAAGGGCAGCACCAGGAUUUGCUUCCCAGCGCCGGGGGAGAGGCUGCGGAGAUGGAAUUCCCUCCUGCCCGCUCCUCCGGACUGCCCGGCCCGUGGGGAGGGACUGAAAAGCGGCAGGAAAAGAGCCUGGAACGGUAAAAGAUGCGGCUGUUCCCCCCGCCGUGCAGAGGGACGGGAUGGAGAGACGGGGAAAACGCUGGUUUGUGGGAAUCCGGAGAGUGUCUGGCGUGGAAUUCCCCGGGAGAUCGGCCCUGGAGCUGAGCAAGAUGUUCUCAAACAACGAUGAGGCCGUGAUCAACAAAAAACUGCCCAAGGAGCUGCUGCUGAGAAUUUUCUCCUUCCUGGAUGUGGUCACUCUGUGUCGCUGUGCUCAAGUUUCCAGGGCAUGGAAUGUUCUGGCCCUGGAUGGCAGUAACUGGCAGCGAAUUGACCUGUUUGAUUUCCAGAGGGACAUUGAGGGCCGGGUGGUCGAGAACAUUUCCAAGAGAUGUGGGGGAUUCCUGCGGAAGCUGAGCCUGAGGGGCUGCCAGGGAGUGGGGGACAACGCCUUAAGGACCUUCGCCCAGAACUGCAGGAACAUCGAGGUGUUGAACCUCAAUGGUUGCACCAAGAUCACAGACGCCACCUGCACGAGCCUCAGCAAGUUCUGCUCCAAACUCAGGCACCUGGACUUGGCCUCCUGCACCUCCAUCACCAACCUGUCCCUGAAAGCACUGAGCGAGGGAUGCCCGCUGCUGGAACAGCUCAUCAUCUCCUGGUGCGACCAAGUGACCAAGGACGGGAUCCAGGCCCUGGUCAGGGGCUGUGGGGGGCUCAAAGCCCUGUCCCUGAAGGGCUGCACCCAGCUCGAGGAUGAGGCCCUGAAGUACAUCGGUGCUCACUGCCCCGAGCUGGUGACGUUAAACCUUCAAACCUGCUUGCAAAUCACGGACGACGGGCUGAUCACCAUCUGCAGGGGCUGCCACAAGCUGCAGUCCCUGUGUGCCUCUGGCUGCUCCAACAUCACCGACGCCAUCCUCAACGCCCUGGGGCAGAACUGCCCUCGCCUCAGAAUAUUGGAGGUGGCGAGGUGUUCCCAGCUGACCGACGUGGGCUUCACCACCCUGGCCAGGAACUGCCAUGAGCUUGAAAAAAUGGACCUGGAAGAAUGUGUCCAGAUAACAGACAGCACCCUAAUCCAGCUUUCCAUACACUGUCCACGGCUCCAGGUCCUGAGUUUAUCCCACUGUGAGCUGAUCACGGACGACGGGAUCCGGCACCUCGGGAACGGCGCCUGCGCCCACGACCGGCUGGAGGUGAUCGAGCUGGACAACUGUCCCCUCAUCACUGACGCCUCCCUGGAGCACCUCAAGAGCUGCCACAGCCUGGAGAGGAUAGAGCUGUACGACUGCCAGCAGAUCACCCGCGCAGGGAUCAAGAGACUCAGGACCCACCUUCCCAACAUCAAGGUCCACGCCUACUUCGCCCCGGUGACCCCCCCGCCCUCGGUGGGCGGGAGCCGACAGCGCUUCUGCAGAUGCUGCAUCAUCCUAUGACGCUGGAAACGGCUCUUCCCGGCAAAACUGAGGCUGGAAUUGCGCCCGUGGCGUUCCAGGAGGGG
Empidonax traillii (willow flycatcher) is the source of this 1715-nucleotide messenger RNA. RefSeq names its product F-box and leucine rich repeat protein 20 (gene FBXL20). Lineage: Eukaryota; Metazoa; Chordata; Aves; Passeriformes; Tyrannidae. Gene Ontology annotation, molecular function: protein binding. The transcript has 15 exons. Bases 292 to 1650 code for a protein of 452 amino acids. The record is from RefSeq and is a predicted model, not a curated record.